Penicillium robsamsonii is the source of this 963-nucleotide messenger RNA. RefSeq lists its product as uncharacterized. The transcript has a single exon. Lineage: Eukaryota; Fungi; Ascomycota; Eurotiomycetes; Eurotiales; Aspergillaceae. The coding region runs from base 1 to 963 and encodes 320 amino acids. The record is from RefSeq and is a predicted model, not a curated record.
AUGGAAGUGCAUAUCCACCCCCCAGAUCCAACAGACCCAGGUCAACUAGUAUUACUUUGGCAGAGAGUCAACGCGCUAGUUGAUCUUGUCAUCCCCAUUGCUCGGCCGGAUAUAGAGCUGGUCCCAAAGGGGUCAUGGCGUCCAAGAGAGCCACCAGCUCACUGGCGAGCAAACAGAGGUCUAUUUUACGAGAUGGGGGGCCUACAGGAGUCAAUCAAGCCCCUAUAUACAUACCGUCCUGACAAAGACAUUGUUAUGUUACCCUUCCUUCGUCUGGAACUAUGGGAUGAGGAUCCCGCAACAAAUGUGCCCGCGAUGUCAAACGAACAGUUCGACAGUCUUUACCGGCGCUUGAUGGGUUUAUUCACCCAAACCGGCAUCGAGCUCAGAUUAGGAAAGCUAUACACCAUGACCCAAGACACAGCCGCCCGCCGAAUUAAAGACGCACUCAUUGAAACUCAUUUAUUCAUAGAAACCAGCCUGGACGAGAUGCUGGGCACAACGGCCGAUUUCCUUCGUCUUGCUCGAUACAAAAACUGGUUCCGAGACGGGAAAAUCUGGGAAUCGCCAUAUGAGACUCAACUCCGAGACCAGUUGCAUACUAGUCCCUGGGUUAUCGAGAACACAGAUCCCUGGCUUCGUAAAUCGAAUAGGAGAUACAUUAUUCUGAUUCUACUACACCAUGCCAUACAUGCGUUCAAAUCAAGUUUAUGCGAUGGACUUGGAAUUUAUCACAAAGUCAUUUAUAUGAGAUGGGACUCGGGAAUGUGGUCGAAUGUUUUUCCCACUGGCAUUCCGCCGCUUAGCAAUGUUCACGACUGGCUUUCGAGGUUCUGGUCUGACAAGUUCCAGUUUCGGACAUUUCAUGCCUAUUUGGAUUGGUUAGGUCAAAGAGGGCGAGAUAAAACUGGCGCCGAGGAAUCCGAAUGUUCGACUAUGAACCGUUUGAGCGUGUGGGUAUAG